AACUCAGCGAGUUUGUGUUUGGGAUUGGAAUUGAGUAACCAGCGAGACACAUGAUCUUUCAUGUCAGAGAUGUAAUGUUUUGCCUUAUUAUUAUGUCGUCUCACUGACAAUAUGGAUUUUAUUUUGUCGUUAUCCGCAAAGAACGGGCACUCCAAUACAAAAUCAAUCCAAACGCACGAGAGUACACGUGUUCGACGCAUAUCUUUCCAGGAUUUUUAUGCAGAAGACACCGGCCAGAAGAAGAGCGAUCGCAAGGAUGCCAAGGAUGGCCGACGCAUCUCCUUCCAGAGACCCAAAGGGACCAUCGAGUACACCGUGGAGUCGAGGGACACCUUGAACAGCAUAGCGCUGAAGUUCGACACCACGCCCAAUGAACUGGUGCAGCUCAACAAGCUCUUCUCCAGAGCAGUCGUGCCAGGGAAGGUGCUGUAUGUCCCGGAUCCGGAGUAUGUGUCGAGUGCGGAGAGCUCCCCCUCCCUCAGCCCUGUCAGCCCCCACUCCCCCACCUCCUCUGAGGCCGACCUGGACAAGCUGCCCAAGGCCUCGGAUGAGAAGCCUCGGCGCGGCGUCCAGCCGUCUCCGGCCCACCCCCUGCCCAGGCCCGUACGCGUGGUCUCCUCCACCUCGGAGGAAGAGGAGGCCCUGACGGAGAAGUUCCUCAAGAUCAACUGCAAGUACAUCACCGAUGGCAAGGGUGUGGUGAGCGGCGUGCUGCUCGUGACGCCCAACAACAUCAUGUUCGACCCGCACAAGGCGGACGUGCUGGUGCAGGAGCGCGGGUGCGAAGAGUACGGCAUCAUGUGCCCCCUAGAGGAACUGGUGUCCGCUGCCAUGUGCCACGACAUCACCGACGCCAGGAUGCGCGAGUUCGUGCCACCGAAUCUGGAGUUGGAGGCUGCCUUGCCUGAGGGUGGCGAGCGUGUGGUGAAGCGGCCCGCUCGCGGAGGAGGAGGAGGAGGAGGGAACGCCGAAGACCUGGCCCAACGUCUCCGCGACGACGGGGGCAACGAGAGCGCCAGCACGGCGCCGCGCAGCACGGAGGCCUCGCUGUCCGAGGACGUCUUCACCGAGUCCGAGCUCUCGCCCUCCUCCGACGAGCUGCUCCUGCAGCGCCACAAGUCGUCCGGCGCCUCCUCCGAGUCCGUGCAGACCAUCAACCAGGCGGAGGCGGACACUGCCCCGGGGGCGGGAGAGAGGGAGGAGGGCGCCGGGGCUGCUGGGAAAUGGGAUGCGGAUAGGGACGGGGCACAGGGACACCAGGAAGCCAGGAGCAGCACCAGUGGCAGUAUUGGAGACAGGAAAAGCGUCUCGUCGUCUGGAGGUUUGGCUGCAGGCCUGGAGGUAUUCGGGAGGGACGGAGACGGCGUCGUUCAUGUUGGGGAUGUUGGGAUGAGAGGGGGCGGCGGCGACUCCCGUACCCCUUCCGAGUCACAGAGCUCCGACACGGUGGCGGCGGACGCUCCAUCUUUGGGACAGGAAGUGAGCAGAGGAAGUGGCGUCGAGACGGCUGCAGGCACGGAGGAGCAAGGACAGCCAGGGGGGGGCACGGGCCACACUAUGCAACAAUCAGCCAAUGAGGGUAAAGAGAGUGGUCAGGUGACCACCGGCGAGACCACACCAGCCAAUUCUGAUGGGGCAGAGAAAGGUCCCGGUGGGGAAGAAGGAGUCCCGGCGGGUGGUGGGGAGAAGCGUAAGACUUGCUCCCAUCGCUUCCUGAGCCUGCGUGUGGGCAAGGCCAUGAGGAAGACCUUCGUGUCCCACGCCAGCGCCUCCAUGCAGCAGUACAUGCAGAGGGACCGCAAGCACGAGUACUGGUUUGCCGUCCCUGCUGAGAGGUCAGACCAUCUGUACUCCUUCUUCGUCCAGUGGACCCCUGACAUGUAUGGGGAGAGCGGCGUCACCCGAGAGCCGGGCUUCGUGGUCGUGAAGAAGACCGAGAAGGAGUCGGCGGAGGACGGCGAAGACAAGCCGGCGGCGGCGGACAUCACAGCCAAGGAGUGGGAGGUAGUGUCGGUGACCGAGUACUACAGGCGGAUUGACGCCCUUAACAGCGAGGACCUGCGCUCGCUCUGCAAACGUCUACAGAUCACCACCAAGGCAGAGGUCAACUCCAAACUCAGCCCUGGCAGCAGGCCUGAGCCGGAGCCAGAGGUGUUUAGGCCCAACCUGAGCGAGCCCAGUGACUUGUUACAGACCGACCAGAUUGAGAAGCUGUCUAAGAACCUGCCUCCUCGGACGAUAGGCUACCCGUGGAGCUUAGCCUUCAGCACCUCCAAGCACGGCAUGAGCAUCAAGACCCUGUACCGCAUCAUGCAAGGCCUCGACUCCCCAGUCCUCCUGGUCGUCAAAGACAACGACGGACAGGUGUUUGGGGCGCUGGCCUCCGAGCCGUUUAAGGUGAGCGAGGGUUUCUACGGCACAGGAGAGACCUUCCUCUUCACCUUCUGCCCAGACUUCGAGGUGUUCAAAUGGACUGGGGAUAACAUGUUCUUCAUGAAGGGGGAUAUGGACUCCUUAGCGUUUGGUGGUGGAAGUGGAGAGUUUGGUCUGUGGCUGGACGGAGACCUCUACCGGGGACGGACCCACUCCUGCAAGACGUUUGGCAACCCCACCCUCUCCAAAAGCGAGGACUUUGUGGUGCAGGACAUUGAGAUCUGGGCAUUUGAGUAAACAGCGCCCCCUGAUGGGCUGGGCGCUCCUGGACUGAGACAAUUCUGUACAAAAAUAAAUAAAUAAUAAUAAUAAAAGAACAACAACAACAACGCCCGCCCGCCUGGAGAAAAUCAACAACAACCCUCCCAGACCCUCCUGAGUCGCACAUUGUUCUUCGGAGGAGCCCAGUCAGUCACCGUCAGCAUAUCGGACCACAUGGGGUCAUCCAUUUAUUUCCAUUGCAUUGCGUGUCAGUGUUUGUGAAUGGGAAUGAGUCUUGAGAGUGUGAGAGAAUGGAAACUUCUCUCAUUCUGGCUGGGUAGAGUUCAGGUUUUCUCAUCAUCAUCAUCAUCAUCAUCCCACUUGUCCUGUUGUCUUUUUUUCCCUGCUAAAUGUCAGGGUAUUACUAAGACAUCAUGGCACAACCAUUGGACCUCUCUGCUUGAUGCUGUUCUGGAAGCUCAAUACAUCAACACGUGACGUACCGUAGGCUACCCCUGGCCUGUAUAUCCCCACCACCAUCUCUACACACGCAUGUCUAAAUGAUCGUGACAUUAGAUUGUGCAAAUUGCCGCUUCAGACAAAACAAAACAAAAAGCAAUCGCAAACCAAAGCACUAAAAUCGGAGAUGUGAAGGGGAAAGCCAUAGUCACAGUGGGGCAUAAGGCGAAUGACCAAAUGUAAAGCGAUAGUGAAUGUGUAGUGGUAUGAGUGGCAGGCAGGCGGGAGGGCUGGCGGAGUAGGAUGAAGCAGUUGUGUAGCAGCUCUUCCCAUCUCCUAGCCUUUCCAUGACAUGUGGCAGUGUAUACACACACACACACACACACACACACACACAGCAAGUCUGCAGCUUAUGCGUUUUCGGCAGCAAUUCACCAACAACAGGGGUGUUGCAAUGGUCGCACACGCACACACACACGCGCACACACACACACACACACUGUGUCCUGAGGAGCACAUACUACAGUGACUUCACAAUACAAACAAAGAUGCACUUCCUGACGAUGUAGCCCACUGUGUGCUGAAGUCCUGCUGUCUCCUUUUCAUCAGGGGCUGUGCCCUGGCGUGCCCCCUCCCUAUACUGUAUUGUGUUGCUCUAGAAAUGUUAAGUUGUGCAGGGGUGCAUUUCUGGAAAGCGUAGUUGCUAACUAUGUUAGCUACUUUGUUGGUUGCAAUGCAAUUUCCCAUUGGCAACUACCGAAGUUGCUAACUGCUAACAACUACGCUUUCCAAAAAUGCACCCCAGAUCUACUGUGGUGACCAUGGGUCACGAUACUAGUCAGCUUCCUCGUCAGGGCUUUAGAUUAACACCAGUCAACCGGACAAAUGCUGGAGAAAUUUGAGUUUGGCUGGUAGAAAAGACCAACUUACCAGCCACUUUGACACAUUAGGUAGGGAGUGUAUGUGUCAUCUAUUAUCAAUUUUAGCUGGUGAUGGAAAAAAAGUUAAUUUAGAGCCCUGUUACUCGUCAUUCUAUUGUUCCACUUUCACAGCCAACUAGGAGAACUAUGAUUGACAACACUGUUACAUCAGUUGGGAGUUAAAAAAAUAGAAAUGACAAAUUUUAUAAUGCAUAUAUAAAUAUAGACGUAUAUAUAGGAAAUAUAUAUAUUUAUAAAAUAUAAUGUGUACAUAUAAAAUACAUAUUGCUGUUAUUUGUGUGACAGU
Messenger RNA from Engraulis encrasicolus (European anchovy), 4320 nucleotides. RefSeq names its product oxidation resistance 1b (gene oxr1b). NCBI's taxonomy places the organism in Eukaryota, Metazoa, Chordata, Actinopteri, Clupeiformes, Engraulidae. The coding region runs from base 112 to 2670 and encodes 852 amino acids. The record is from RefSeq and is a predicted model, not a curated record. Gene Ontology annotation, biological process: response to oxidative stress. Gene Ontology annotation, cellular component: nucleus. The transcript has 15 exons.